AUGGUGAAACACGGACGUGGGCGACCGAGAUCUAUGGUGCCACUGUCACCGGUGAACCAGCCACUGCCGGAGACACCACCGGUAGUGGAGACUGUGAAACAAACGGCGGAGAAGAGCACAAGUGAAAGCAAGCGUGCGAGGGACGAGGAAUUGGAGACGGACGAAGAUGAACGACCGAAAGUGAACCAACCUAUAACAGAAACCCUAAUUACGAAGGAAGUGCAAGCUACUCGGAAAUUGUGGGUGGAUGUUAUCAGUGAGAAUCGGAAUCCGGCAAAAGGUAUGUCGAUGGCAUAUAUUGCGCCAAAACUUGUUAAUGGUAAAGUGGAAAUUGAAAUUGAGCGCGAGGAUAUAAAGACUGAAAUUCAAUUCUUGGAAAAUGCUUUGAUUCUAUAUGUGAUGGGGGAGAAUCUCAGCAUGAACACGGUUAAGAACUACAUGAUGAAGUUUUGGAAUUUUGUGCAAACACCUGAUUUUUAUUACAAUGAGGAUGGGUAUUUUCUGGCAAGAUUCAAGACUUUUGAGGAAAGGGAAGCUGUAAUGAUGAAGGGAUCAUACACCAUCAAGAACAUGCCAAUGAUCCUGAAGGAAUGGUAUCUUGAUUUCAAUCUGAAACGGGACCUGAUGCGCACAAUCCCAAUAUGGAUCAAGUUGCCUCAACUACCCCUGCACCUCUGGGGUGUCAAGAGUUUGAAUAAGAUUGGUAGUGCCCUGGGAACCCCUUUGGUGACUGACGAAUGCACAGCCAGUAAAUUGUGUGUUUCCUAUGCAAGAAUCCUUGUUGAAGUUGAUAUUACCCAACCUAUGUUGCAGGAAAUAUCCAUCAAAGAUGUUGAAGGAAGGAUAAUUCAACAUUAA
Vicia villosa (hairy vetch) is the source of this 858-nucleotide messenger RNA. RefSeq lists its product as uncharacterized. Bases 1 to 858 code for a protein of 285 amino acids. The record is from RefSeq and is a predicted model, not a curated record. The transcript has a single exon. NCBI's taxonomy places the organism in Eukaryota, Viridiplantae, Streptophyta, Magnoliopsida, Fabales, Fabaceae.